Messenger RNA from Triticum urartu, 3107 nucleotides. RefSeq names its product Pentatricopeptide repeat (PPR) superfamily protein. Gene Ontology annotation, molecular function: protein binding. Lineage: Eukaryota; Viridiplantae; Streptophyta; Magnoliopsida; Poales; Poaceae. The record is from RefSeq and is a predicted model, not a curated record.
GCAGCAUCAGAAAUUCAGAAGAGCAGUGUCAGCCGUUGCGUGCGCGCGCGCGAAUUCGAUAUCGGCGAAUGCCAGGCGAAGCCGUCGCUUUGACGGCCCCGGCGUACGGCGCUCUGAUCCACCGCCUCGCCUCCACCGGCCGCGUCGAUGCCGUCCACGCCGCCCUCGCCUCCGCGCGCUCGGCCCUCGCCCCCGCCUCCCUCCACCCGCUCUACGUCGCCUCCAUACGCGCCUUCGCCCGGGCCGGCCGCCUCCAGGCCGCCGUCGACGCCUUCGAGCGCAUGGACCUCUUCGCCUGCCCGCCCCAAGCCACCGCCUAUAACGCCAUAAUGGACGCCCUCGUCCACGCCCACCACCACCACCAGGCUCACAAGGUCUACGUCAGGAUGCUCGCCACCGGGCUUGCCCCCGACCUUCACACCCACACCAUCCGCCUCCGCUCCUUCUGCCUCACCGCCCGCCCGCAUGUUGCCCUCAGACUCCUGCGCACUCUGCCAGACCGUGGAUGCCAUGCCAGACCCGUCGCAUACUGCACCGUCGUGUCUGGACUCUAUGCGCACGGCCACCCCCACGACGCACGUCGCCUGUUCGAUGAAAUGCUCCAGGGACCGGUGUUCCUUGAUACUGCCACUUUUAACAAGGUCCUGCAUGAUCUUUGCAAGAAAGGGGAUAUCUCUGAGGCUGCCGCGCUUCUCGCCAAGGUUCUCAAGCGGGGGAUGUCUGUGAACAGGUUCACCUACAAUAUUUGGAUCAGGGGGCUCUGCGAAUGUGGGAGGUUGGCCCAAGCCGUUGCACUUGUAAAAGAGAUGGACGACUACAUCACACCAGACGUUGUGACCUACAACACGCUCAUCCGUGGCCUUUGCAAGGGCUACAGAGCCCAGGAGGCUGCACACUACCUUCGUAGGAUGAUGAACCGGGGCUGCAUGCCAGAUGAUUUCACCUAUAACACCAUUAUUGAUGGGUACUGCAAGAUGGGAAUGAUGCAAGAAGCUACUGAGCUCCUUAAGGAUGCUGUCUUUAAAGGUUUUGUACCGGACCGGGUCACAUAUUGCUCCUUGAUCAAUGGCCUAUGUGCCGAGGGUGAUAUCGAGAGGGCGCUGGAGCUGUUUAAUGAGGCCCAAGCAAAAGAACUGAAACCUGAUCUGGUAGUGUACAAUUCUCUUAUCAAGGGACUCUGUCGCCAGGGGCUGAUCUUGCAGGCCUUGCAGGUCAUGAAUGAGAUGUCCGAGGACGGUUGUCAUCCUGACAUUUGGACAUACAACAUUGUUAUCAAUGGGCUGUGCAAAAUGGGGAAUAUUUCGGAUGCCACAGUUGUGAUGAACGAUGCCAUUUUGAAAGGAUACCUUCCUGAUGUGUUCACCUUCAACACAUUGAUUGAUGGGUACUGCAAGAGGUUGAAGCUGGACAGUGCUCUUCAGCUUGUUGAAAGGAUGUGGACAUAUGGCAUCACCCCUGAUGCUAUCACAUACAAUUCGGUCCUUAAUGGUCUCUGCAAGUCUGGGAAGGCCAAUGAAGUUAACGAAACAUUCAAAGAGAUGACACUUAAAGGAUGUCGCCCAAACACUAUUACCUACAACAUACUGAUAGAGAAUUUCUGCAAGUCCAAUAAAUUGGAAGAGGCCUCUGGGGUGAUAGUGAGGAUGAGUCAAGAAGGACUAGCUCCUGAUGCAGUUAGCUUCAACACACUUAUUCAUGGAUUUUGUAGGAAUGGUGAGAUUGAGGGAGCGUACAUACUUUUUCAAAAAUUGGAGGAAAAGGGGUACUCCACAACAGCUGAUACAUUUAAUAUCCUAAUUAGCGCAUAUUGCAGUCAACUGAACAUGCAAAUGGCUGAAAGUAUUUUUGAGAAGAUGGUCCAGAAGGGAUAUAGACCUGAUUCGUAUACUUAUCGCGUCCUAAUUGAUGGAUCAUGCAAGACUGCAAAUGUUGACCGUGCAUACGAGCAUCUCGUGGAAAUGAUAAAUGGGGGUUUCAUUCCAUCAAUGGCUACUUUUGGCCGUGUAAUAAAUACACUCGCAGUGAACCAUCAGAUUACGGAAGCUGUGGGCGUUAUUCGUGUCAUGGUUAGAAUUGGAGUUGUUCCCGAGGUUGUAGAUACCAUCUUGAGUGCUGAUAAGAAGAAGAUAGCUGCACCAAAGAUACUUGUUGAGGACUUGAUGAAGAAGGGUCACAUUAGUUACCCUACUUAUGAAGUACUGCAUGAAGGAGUGAGAGAUAACAAACUAAAUAGAAAACAGGAACAGAAUAAAUAUAUUUAGCAUGGUUGCCUCACAACAUCAGUCAUUCACUCAACCACAAGUACUUGUUUGAGAGAAACCACAAGUGCUUAUGUCAUUAGGUCCGCAAAAUCUUGGAUGCAACAAACUUGAUCACCUCAAGGUUAUACUUUCAUAUUUCUGCUCAGAAUAGGGAGAUCAUCUGUUCUUAGAUGCAAGAAUACAAAGAUGGAGAACCAUGCUAGUAGAAGUAAGUGCUGUUGUGUGCUUUGUUUAUUUGCCGACAAGAACUGUGUUUUCCCUGCAACUGGAAAUGUUUCAAGUCUGUCAUGCCUCCAAAGAAGAUUGAAGUGGUCAAAGUAUCAAGGUCCUUCUAGGUGGAGAUACAUGGAAAUAAAAAUCUUCAAUAGUCUGCGAAAAUAUCCCUAAGAAGCAUCUAUAAUCUUUGGUGAGAGAAUGCUAACUUUGCUCAAAAAGUCAAAGAGCUGAGGAUUCAAACAAGGUACAAACAAUUUCUUCUAGUUAUAGUUUUCUUCCAAGGUUCUAGCAUGGCUCUAUACAUAGAGGUGCAAGCUUGAAACUUGACUGAUGUUUACUUUUGAGGUGAUAAAAUCUCACCAGGAUGUAGCACUUGGUUUGCAAGUUUGGAACUGAUUAACUGAGUAGUUCUUACAGUUGAACAUUGUGCUCAUUUUGUCGAAUCAACAGCAGGACAGUGCCUAUUUCCUUGUAGCUGGAACCGAGGAGGUUUGCUGCAAUAUCUAUUCCAGGAACCAGAAUUUUCCUUAGUUAACUUCCAGCUGCACCUGUAACUUUGUAAAGUUGUACUGAGAGGCCUAUUAUGUGGCAUCACGCUUAAAUUCAUUCCGGGUCUGGAAGAAGAGUAAA